AGAAAAAUACCAACUUGUUGCAUCUAUGUUAUUACUCGUAGCAAACUAACAAACAGGCAAUUAUCCCCCAAAAAAAUUGCUACUACACAACAAGGAAGACAAGCAUUAGCCAAAAGUAAAUUCCCUGUCGUUUGCAAUUGCUCACCUGAUAUUCACAGAAUCAUUUUUGCAUGUUUUAUCAUCUCCAGAAUUUCCCUCAUCAAUGCAUGUCUCUCAUAGAAAUUCGUCUUAAAGUCAAAUGGGUGUUUUGAUUUCUUAACACCAACAACUGAUGUGAGCCAUGGCAAUGGAAGCUUCUGGCUCUCUUUCUUGCUUUGCGCCCUCUCUCUCUCCUCCUCUCAAAUGUAGACAAAGCUACCUGAUAAGUUUAAGACGACGAUCCUUUGAAACUAAGCAGAACGGGAAGCACUUAACAACUGCAAAAGCUCAGUCAUGGAAGUUCAGGUAUGGGAUGCUUAAAUCCACAAACGAGUUUCAGAGGAGAAACUGUUUCCCAGUUGCAUCCGAAGAUUUCUUUCCGGAAGACGUGAUCGAGUUGAAUGCUUCAGGAACAGAGGAAUUGCCUUUAGACGUAGCCGGUAACUUGGUUGAUGAAGACAUUUCCUCUACUCCUUCGUAUGAGCAACCUGCGGGAAGUGGUGGAAAACCUGGAUUUGUCUCGUUUUAUAGUCUCCAGCGUACAAAAGAGAGUGUAGUCCCUUCACCAAGUGUAAGGACGAAUCAGAACAGCCUUUUAUGGUUCGCUGGCCCUGCUGUUCUUGUAGCCUCAUUCAUUCUUCCAUCACUAUAUUUGCGCAGGAUAAUAUCCUUAAUAUUUGAAGACUCCCUCUUGACAGAUUUUCUCAUUCUAUUUUUCACGGAGGCUCUCUUCUACUGUGGGGUUGCGGUUUUUCUUUUCCUUAUUCACUCUCUGCGUAGCCCGGUUAAAAAUAUUCCUGCUGCCAGCAGUUAUGGAAAGCUAACCACUCAGAUGGGGAGUCGUAUAUCUUCAGUUGCUAUUUUAAUGCUUAGUCUUAUUAUUCCAAUGGUGACAAUGGGUUUUGUUUGGCCGUGGACUGGUCCUGCAGCAUCAGCUGCUCUUGCUCCUUACCUGGUUGGUAUUGUUGUACAGUUUGCAUUCGAGCAGUACGCAAAAUAUACGAAAUCACCUUCCUGGACCGUCAUCCCAGUUGUAUUUCAGGUGUAUAGACUGCAUCAACUAAAUCGAGCUGCACAACUGGUAACUGCUCUAUCUUUCACAGUCAGAGGAGCUGAGAUGACUGCACACAACUUGGCCAUUAAUAAAUCGUUAGGCACUCUUUUGAGUAUCCUCCAAAUUCUUGGCCUCAUCUGCAUUUGGUCUCUCUCUAGCUUCCUCAUGAGGUUUUUUCUGUCUUCUUCCAUAUCGGAGCAAUGAGGUACCCAUAAAAUAAAGAUUUGCAAUCCAUGAUUUGAGUUUACUACCUUUUUAGCCUGUCAUUAGCAUGAAAACUGCCUACACAUCGUUGGAGAGAAGCGCUGGUUCAAAAUUUUCUUGUUAGAUUACACAGAUUAUGUGCUGGUUACAUCUGAAUUACUAGCACAGAUUUUUCAGUUGAGAUAGGAAGUAAAAGGGUUUAUUAGCAUAUUCAUUAUGACAGCUUUUAUAUGCUGCUACAUUACUCUGCCGAACACUUCAGAAAUUUAAGAAAAAGGAAGAAAAGUAAAGGGAUGCUAUGUAAUACUGCUUGUACAUUUUACUUUGUCAGGUUUAAAUUACCAGGUUUUCUAUAAUCGACAUCAUGAACCAUUGAAAACAUA
Molecule: messenger RNA, 1779 nt
Organism: Spinacia oleracea (spinach)
Lineage: Eukaryota; Viridiplantae; Streptophyta; Magnoliopsida; Caryophyllales; Amaranthaceae
Exons: 5
Coding region: 281-1396 (371 amino acids)
Cellular component (GO): chloroplast
Source: RefSeq, a predicted model, not a curated record